AUGGAGAAAUCAUGGAUGCUGUAUGAAAAGUUUAUGGGCACAAUGCUCCAGGGAAAUCAACAGCUUACAGAUGGAGGACUCCUUUUAAGAAGGGACGAGGUGGUGUUUAAGAUGAAGUCUGCAGAGGCAGACCAUCUACAUCAGUUUGUGCAGUUGAAAACUAGCGUUUCUAGUCAGUAUGUAAUUCGGAUGCAACCUACUAAUACGUGCCUUUCUACACUGGAGUGUGCAGCUGUGGCUCUUUCCAUCUUGGAAAAAAAUAAUUACAUACAAGAGACUUUGCUUCGCCCUCUUCAAGCUUUAUGCUCUUUCCAGCUUCAGCAUGGUGCUCGAAUUCGCCUCAGCAAGGAACACCUUCUGAAAAAUGGAUUAUAUCCUAAGCCAAUGCCAAAGAACAAACGCAAACUCAGGAAAAUGGAACUGUUAAUGAAUAGUGUUAAAAUUUAGUACAGUUAUUCUUAUGGUUCUAGUUUACGUGUCUUCAGUUGACAGUACCAAGUUAAGUUUUCAUACAGCUUAGGUCUGUGGGUUUUUGACUCUUUAAAGUAGAAUGAGAGUUGUAUAUUAAUCUUGCCAGAAGAAGAAGAAAGUAAACCAAAUAGCCAUAAAAACAAUGAAAAAAUUUCACUGACUCAGCAAAAAACAAUAUUUCAUACCUUAUUUGUUUUAAAAAAUGUGCCUGUAAUAUAUUUUUUUAAAUCCAUAUUUUAAUUGAUUAGUUGUUGAGCUGGGUUAGAAAUUCUUGUUUAUAAAAUGGAAGGAAAUUAUUGUGCCUGAUUGGAACGGUAUCGUUUCCAUUAAUCUUUAUAGAUAAUUAGGUAUAGACCAAUAACAGAGGAUACCUGUAUUGUAUCCUCUGCUAUCUUGUACAUGAAGUUUAUAGUUUGAAAUAAGUAACAAAAGAAAAUAAUGAUAAUCAAGUAGUUUAGAUUGAACUUAUUCAUUUCAUAAAAUAAUAUAAAGGAAUGAGGAAACUUAUUCUUUAGAGGCUAAACUUGAACUCAGCUAAUGUAAAUUAAACAUUUUAUUAAUUGCCCUUAUUUUUAAAUAAAAAAUUAAGUAGCCUGUAAUUUGAAAUAGCACACAUUUUCAUUUGUAGUUACUCUGGAAAAGUUUUGAUUUUCUAGAUGAAUUUUUAUUUUUCAUUCAUUGAAGAAGUUUAUUGACUGUGGUAAAAUGAUUUUAUUGAAGUGCUCAUAUGGAAAUUACUGAAGUAGAAUAUAACACAACUGUUAUUUUGAGAACUGUAACUAUUAGGGCUAUUUAAAUCCUUUUUUUUUUUUUUUAAAAUGGGCAAAAUCUUUCAAUUUAAGAGAACAAAAAUACCCCUUG
This is a messenger RNA of Galeopterus variegatus (Sunda flying lemur), 1332 nucleotides long. Its product is annotated as DTW domain-containing protein 2-like. The transcript is spliced from 3 exons. NCBI's taxonomy places the organism in Eukaryota, Metazoa, Chordata, Mammalia, Dermoptera, Cynocephalidae. Bases 1 to 447 code for a protein of 148 amino acids. The record is from RefSeq and is a predicted model, not a curated record.